AUGGUCUUUGCGAAUCGCCGGACAGAUCGAGACGCGGCCAACGCUGCCUUGGAAACAUUCAGGAGGCUAUUAAGUGCGGUGAUUGAACUCAGGAAGAACAAAGAGUUGAUCGUGGUGGUCGAUCAUGUGGACCAGUUGUCUGGAGAGCCUCUAGCUUCGUUGAGAACAACGCUGCAGGUGAUUCAUGAAAUGAUGGAUUCUCGACUGGCCACUAAGCUUCAUUAUGUUCUCGUGGGUAAACCGAUACGAGAGAACAAAGCUCUUAAGGGAUUUGCUAUCGUUGAUGACAAUACAGAAGCGCGUGAGAUUCGACGAUAUGGAUCACUUGAAAAUCGACCCAUGACGACGGCGGACAUACGCAAAGGGCUUCGCUCUGGAAAAGGUCCUAGUCUCGGCACCCAUACUCGCAGUGAGGUUGAAGUUUCUAUUAGGAGCCGACAGAUCCCAGCAGGCUCACUUCUCAGCCAAUUUAACGUAUCUCAAGAUUUGCAGAGUGUGCAGACUGAUCAAACCGCGAGUAUACUCGCAAGAGCCGAGUAUCAGGCGCGUGAGCGUGACCAAAUAUUCCCAGAUCGACAAAGGGCACUCGCUCGGCGCAAGCGAUAUCCUGAUACAGUAAUCAUCGACAGCGAGCAUGUGACCAUUGUCAAAGAUCUUCGAGUUGGGGACUGGGGUCUGAGGGGACUGUUGGUCGAAGUCGACGGAAGCUCCCUUUGGGACUUGAUACACUCUUCUCGAAACGAUGAUCGAGGAUGCACGUCGUCUUUGCAUAAGAAGUCCGAUUCUCUUUACGAUGUCCGCGAGAGUACGCAUCAUCAAUUCCGAGAACACUCGUUAUGGACUCAACCAUGGACCAAUUUCAAAACCCUGACCACCAGCAAGGGUAUCAAAGAGAUUAUCUCGCUCAGCGCAGCAUCUUACGCUUCUCUGGAUCCUACCGUUGUUGAUCUUGAAGGUCUUCCUUUGUUGUCGAUCAACCCGCGGGUAUUCUUGAGCGCGUUCGUGCCCGCCAUCGAUGGAUUUCCACUAGAAAGUGGCAACACUAACAUAGAUGAAGACCACAGCAAUAUCUGGAAUAUGUUCAUGAGGAGAGAUCCCGAAGAUGGCUAUCUCCUUCCCGGGACAGUCGACGAUCUCGGCCGGAAAUGCCUCUCAUGUACUGUCAAGUGGCCAGACGAGGGCUUCAGAUCCACAUCAAUCUUCAACACUCUGCAAUACGCAGGACGUCUAGGAACGAUCAACGACAUCCCUCCCGUCGAGGUUCACCCUAGAUCGGAUUGCACUGAAUUGACUGUUGUCAUGGCCGACGACAGCAGAUAUGUCAUUAGUCCCCGAGACCUCGAUAACAUCAUUUAUAUGUCACCAGGGAGAUAUCCAGUGCAAGAGACCGUGGGGGGGAAUGGUGUAUGA
Molecule: messenger RNA, 1410 nt
Organism: Letharia columbiana
Lineage: Eukaryota; Fungi; Ascomycota; Lecanoromycetes; Lecanorales; Parmeliaceae
Exons: 5
Coding region: 1-1410 (469 amino acids)
Source: RefSeq, a predicted model, not a curated record